Molecule: messenger RNA, 2366 nt
Organism: Trichosurus vulpecula (common brushtail)
Lineage: Eukaryota; Metazoa; Chordata; Mammalia; Diprotodontia; Phalangeridae
Gene: LYPD1
Product: LY6/PLAUR domain containing 1
Exons: 3
Coding region: 666-1088 (140 amino acids)
Biological process (GO): acetylcholine receptor signaling pathway
Molecular function (GO): acetylcholine receptor inhibitor activity
Source: RefSeq, a predicted model, not a curated record
ACGCUUGCGCGUGCCUUUCAGUACCCGCGAUCUCCCUGUCCUCUCCACCUGCUUCACUGUCUAGGAUUGACGGAUCGGAGCUUCAUCUGCUGCAUCUUUUCUAUCUAUUCAUACAAUCCCUUCACAAGUCCCUGUGCUUUUUAUCUUGAAAAACUUUCACCGCCCUCUCCCCUCCCUUUCGGAGGAGGGAGAAGGAGGAAGGAAGGAAGGAAAGGAAAAGGGGUGGGAUAGCGCUGGGGCUGGAUGGCACCAGCCCUCCCCGCGCCCCCACCCCCACCCCAACUCCGCUGCCGUCACGUGGUGCUUGUAGUGGGAGGUGGGAAGAAGAGGCGAGACUUUUUUUUUUGGGUGCUCUGGCUCUCCGGGUACUUUCCUUCACUAUCAGCUGCAAACUCCUGAGGCGCGGCACUCCGCGGAGACAGCCAAAGCGAGCGGAGCGCGCAGAUCUCGGAACACGAAGCUUGGAGCCCGGGAGCGGAGAGCCCGGAGCCCCGAGCCGGGCGAUGCGGGCGCUGCUGGCUGCACCUGGGGCUUCUCUCCGUGGCGGCGGCGGCGGCGGUAGCGCGAGCGGCUUCAGCGAGGGCCAUAGCAAAAGCAGCAGGAGCCGCCACAACCGGUGCCGUCUCUGAUGCACCUUCCGCUCCCAGCCUGCCGGCUCCGGGAGGAUGUGGUUCCUCGGUAUCGUUACUACUUUUUGGGGAUUGUUUUUGCUUCCAGGUUUUGCACUCCAGAUCCAGUGUUAUCAGUGUGAAGAGUUCCAGCUCGAUGAUUGCUCCUCCCCAGAGUUCAUUGUGAACUGCACGGUCAAUGUCCAAGACACUUGUCAGAAAGAAGUAAUGGAACAAAGUUCUGGAAUUCUGUAUCGCAAGUCCUGUGCAUCGUCUGCUGCCUGUCUCAUCGCCUCAGCUGGAUACCAAUCCUUCUGCUCCCCAGGGAAAUUGAACUCAGUCUGUAUCAGCUGCUGUAAAUCCUCACUCUGCAACGGGCCCCGGCCCAAGAAAAGGGGCAGCUCAGCUGCAAUGCCAAGGGCAGGGCUCCCCACCACCAUUCUUCUCUUGAAACUGGCCUUCUUCUCAGCGCACUGCUGAAAUAGAAGGAUGCUCCCCUCACCCCCACCUUUGUUUGUUUGGCUCUCUGUCCUCCCGCAACCCCCUUGAUUAUCUUCUGAAGCAACAUUUAUAUAGCAGGACCUCGCUGUUCUUUUUUUCUCUUUGCGUCCUUAAUGAAAGAACAGUGUAAAAAAGAAAAAAAAUCCCAGAAAGAAACAUUUUUGUAACCUAUUACUGAAUUUUCAAUGUGCACUUAAAAGUGGGUGGUGGGGUAAGGGAUGAGGAAUUGGAAAUCAUAUGUUCCCUUCGUGUUACAAGAAACCAGGUCUACUUUUUUCAAAAUCGGCACUUAAUGGCAUUAAGGUGAAUAACUUUAUUUUAAGUCUCCCAACUUUUUUUCAAUAUUGUUUUUGUUUUUGAGGGAUUGUGGGGAUGGGAGAGGGUCACUCAAAAAUGACUGCCUUAUUUGGAAUUCAUACUUCAUUUUCCCCCAAGUUGUUCUCUGCACCUAGAUGGGGCUCUGGAGCAACCUCCAGUGCUUUACUUUCUGAGUUGGGCUCUAGUGAUUCAAGACUCAAUUGCUGAGGCCCAGAAUCAGGCUUGGCCUCACUCUGAAAAGUUUUUAAGAAAACCUUGUUAGUUCUCCUUGCAGAGGAAUUGCGCCAAGAUGAAAUGAAGAUCAAUGGGCGGGAAGAGCGGCCACUGCUGGUUGUAGAAUUAAAAUGGGCCCGGAGCAGUUUCUCUUUAUUGGCAUGCUCAAGAGUCAAGCGACAGCAGAGAACUUGGCUGAACACCUUUCGGAACUGCCGAGAUGAGAUGUUGUAUAGGAGCGGGUUGAUGACGGAACUGAGGUAAAAGAAGGUAUCAGCAAAGGGAAGGAGAGUCAUGUAUGCCUUGAAAUAGGAGCGAGUCCAGUCCUGCUUUGGUUUUGCCGCAGCCAUGAUCCUUCGAAUCUGGUUUGGCAUCCAGCAUACUGCUAGAGUCACGACGAUCAGUCCUGAGUGUGUAAAGGGGAAGAGAGAGAGAGAAAGAAAACAGCAUGUGAAAAAAAAUGAUAAAAUAUUUAGUCUCUCAGUUCUGCACUUACCAGCUAGGAAAUGGUACCAAUUUUUCAAUGUUUCGCUUGACAGAUUUUUCUGCCACUAGCCAAAAAAAAAAAAAAUUAACACUAUUUCAAGGCCAGUGUAGUUGGCUAUAUCAAAAAGAAAACCAUUAAAUGUAUAGAUGGGGCUUAUUUAUACCUGUUGACAUCUGUUCAUUUUAAAAUGGUUUCAUUGAAAUUUAUAUCCUUGGAAAACAUUUUUUGUGGUCUAUGAA